Symsagittifera roscoffensis is the source of this 1639-nucleotide messenger RNA. RefSeq lists its product as uncharacterized. The transcript has 9 exons. Gene Ontology annotation, molecular function: double-stranded DNA binding; ATP-dependent polydeoxyribonucleotide 5'-hydroxyl-kinase activity; polynucleotide 3'-phosphatase activity. NCBI's taxonomy places the organism in Eukaryota, Metazoa, Xenacoelomorpha, Acoela, Convolutidae. Gene Ontology annotation, biological process: DNA repair. Gene Ontology annotation, cellular component: nucleus. The coding region runs from base 118 to 1422 and encodes 434 amino acids. The record is from RefSeq and is a predicted model, not a curated record.
GACAUUGCCGAAAAACGGAGCUACUUAAGUUUGCCAGUAAUUGAUUCUUUGUUGUUUUCAAAGCUGUAUCUUCUUGUGCGCAUUCAUUUAGUUAGAAGUGGAAAAAUAUUCAGCAAAAUGCCCCCUCGAAGUAAGAGAAAAUCCACCAACACCACUUCACCGAACAGUAGUCCUGGCAACUCUGAAGCUUCGAAUGCAACCAUGAUACCAGAAUCGCCCCCAACAAAACAGCCGAAAGGUGGAAUUCAGUGGAGCUAUCAUGUGAAACUAUUGGGGGGCAAGGACAAGGGGUUGCAGCCUCUUCUGUUCAGGAGGGACCCUAACUCGGCCAACUCUCCUGUGAUCUAUGGGUUCGACAUAGACGACACGAUUAUCACGCCGAAGAGUGGAGCUAAGUUCGCAAAAAGCGCCUCCGACUGGAAGUUCCUGCUUCCAAGUGUCCCUGAAACACUUAAGAAACUGCAUGAACAGAAAAUAGGAGUGAAGCUAGUUUUCUUCACGAAUCAGGCUGGCAUCGAAAAGGGCAACACCUCCCCUCAGACUCUCAUGAACAAGUUCGAUGACGUCAUCAGAGAACUCAACUUACCCAUCAAUGUGUACAUAUCAACUGGUAACAGUCACUUCCGUAAACCAAGCUGUGAGAUGUGGAGUUUCAUGGCAGCCAAUCACAAUGGCGGAUUACAACCAGAUCUGUCCAAGUGUGUGUUCGUGGGUGACGCGGCCGGAAGAGCCAAAGAGUGGAAACCAGGAGCGAAGAAAGAUUUCUCCUGUUCUGACCGACAAUUCGCAGCAAAUAUAGGCUGCCAAUUUCACACCCCGGAAUCUUUCUUCCUCAAGGAAGAGGGCGGCGAAACUAAGUUCGACUGGGGUUCGUUUGAUCCUCGUUCUGCCAAGGAGCUGUUCAAGACGCACUACGAGAAACAAUACCACAAGUUGACUCCUGAACUAGUGGUGCUGUGUGGACCCCCUGCCUCCGGCAAAAGCACCUUCUUCCGUCGUUUCUUCCUCCCCCACCCCCACUACACACACGUGAACAGGGACACUCUCUUAACUGAAGCUAAAUGUCUCAAGGCUGCAGAAGAAGCAUUCAAGGAAGGAAAGAGUGUGGUGGUGGACAACACAAACCCAUCAGUGGACUCCAGGGCUCAAUCGGUGGCUAUAGCUAAGAAACACGGUGUUCCCGCCAGAUGCUUCAUCAUGGACACUCCAGUUUCAGUAGCCAGACAUCUGAAUUUUGUGAGACAGAUUGACACUGAAGGCGAAGUGAGGAGAGUUCCUGAUGUGGCCUACAACAUCUACAAGAGUAAAUUCACUGAGCCAGAAUUAAAAGAAGGAUUUGAAGAAAUAGUCAAGGUCCCGUUUUAUCCAAUGUUCGAUGAAUUCGCUAACGAAAAGCUGUUCAGCCAGUGGACCGAGGGAUGAGAAGAUGGUUCCAAAUAGUCGCUCUUAGAAGGAAGUAUGGCAGUUGAAAACAAAAACGUUUGAACAGAGUUAUUUUUUGGAGAAUCUCUGUUUAUGCGGCAUUGUGCAAAAUAUAAAUGUCCGGCACUUUUGAAUUGUUUGAUUGUCGUAAUUUAGAACGUUAUUUGCCAAAAUAAUUGAUAUUCAAAUUUUCAGCUUCUGUAUUUCAAGUUAAUAC